This is a messenger RNA of Pollicipes pollicipes, 488 nucleotides long. RefSeq names its product snaclec coagulation factor IX-binding protein subunit A-like. The record is from RefSeq and is a predicted model, not a curated record. The annotation marks the transcript as partial. NCBI's taxonomy places the organism in Eukaryota, Metazoa, Arthropoda, Thecostraca, Pollicipedomorpha, Pollicipedidae. The transcript has 3 exons.
AUGAGCAGCCGACAGUGGAUCAGCACCUCCGCCCACAGCAGCCAACAGUGGGUCAGCACCUCCACCCACAGCAACCAACAGUGGAUCAGCACCUCUGUCCACAGCAGCCGACCGUGGAUCAGCACCUCCAUUCACAGCAGCCAACAGCGGUCGUGCUGCAACGCUGUCUCUUACGGCUCUUCCGGCGACGCGCGGCGCUGCACCCUCCUCAACGACCCCACCUGUGAGAGCGGCUGGAAGCCGUUCUGCGGCAGCUGCUACAAGUACUUCAGCACGGCGGCGCCCUGGGAUACCGCUGAGUUGAAGUGCGGCCUAGCAGUCCCACACGGCCACCUCGUGUCCAUCAACAGCGCUGGAGAGAACGAGUUUGUGGCGGGCAUGACGCGUCCCCACACCGCCUUCAGCCUCACGGGCUUCGAGCACCGGCCUGAGUACGGCGACGGCCAGUUCCGCUGGUCGGAUGGCUCGCCCACCUCGUACCUGGCCUG